This is a messenger RNA of Spirodela intermedia, 5031 nucleotides long. Lineage: Eukaryota; Viridiplantae; Streptophyta; Magnoliopsida; Alismatales; Araceae. The record is from the annotation of a GenBank genome assembly.
AUGGCGGCGGCUUCCCCCGCAAUAGCUCCCCGCCCCAUCCUCUCACCUCUGAGGAGCUCUGACCUCCUCCGUAAGCCCCUUCCUCUUGCUCUCAGUCUCCUCCGGGCCCCCCCGAAGCGUCCUCCUAGUUCCGCCGAGAGACUUUCUGGAUUUCUAUCUGGUACUGUUGGCACUCACGGAAGCAGAGCUUCUAUUUCUGCUUCUGUUUCUAGCCCCACCUCGCUGAAUUCAUCUGGCUUUACCUCCUCAUCUUCUGCUCACUCACUCGUCGUUCAUGAGUCCUUCCUGGCGUGCUCGAUGCCCGGGCGGGGCCUGAAGGUCGCCAUCCUUGUCAGUGGCGGCGUCGACAGCAGCGUCGCCCUCCGACUCCUCCAUGCUGCUGGCCACGCCUGCACCGCGUUCUAUCUCAAGAUAUGGUUCCAGGUAUCUACGUUGUUUGUUUAACUUCUUAUCUUCUGUGCGCACGGAUCUUAAUUCCUUUUUUUUUCACGUUUUUUCGGUGCUCGGGAAAUUAUUACAUCAAGGGUAAGCAGAUAAGUCACUUCUUAGUUAGAUAACAAACGUGCAAAACUACGGUGAGACUCAGAUCAAAGCAAGCUAAUCUGUGUAUCAUGGAGGGAAACGCAAUGCGUUCAUCAGUGACUACGGACUCUAGAACAUUUCCUAACGUUUUAAAAGGGUUAUGGUUUGGAAUCAAACUUCCUAUAUUACUAAAAGUGUCACUCCGAUGGUGAGACACUAAUUGUGGCAAAAACCCCCACUUAGUGUUUCUUCUAAAUGACACAGGCGCAAAUUUCUAGAAAAAAAAAGGAUUUUCCCUUCUUCAUUUUCACCGUGAUGAAUCCACUUUGCAGAAAUGCGAAUCAAGAAUGUACCAUUUUUGGCCAUCAAAGUUUCCAUUUUCGUUUCUGCUUCAUGUUUUCUGUUUCUAAUUCUUUAUUAUUUUAUAGGAAGAUUUUGAGAACUUUUGGUCCGAAUGCCCAUGGGAUGAGGAUUUGAAGUACGCAAAAGCUGUCUGCGAUCAGGUAAGGUACAGUUUUUUUCCCAUCCUGGCUUGUGGUUAAUGGUUUUUUGAGUUGACGUCCAAUUCACUCAUUUCAAUAGAAUAUAUUUUCUACAUCCAAAAUCAUCCGUCUAAUUGAUUUCAUUCUCAAUUAGUUCGUGAUAUGAGAUCAAGCUUUCUUGAAUAGCAAUUCAUCUCUGUUUCUUAGCGGCAUUAGUUCAACUUCCCUGUUUGCCUUGUGUGAAGAUCCAGUGGACUACAUUAGUUAGCCCUAUUGAGGUUAUUCUAAUUGCUAGUGUUAGACAACAUUAAUUUUGGCAGAAAUAGUUCGUGAUAUGAGAUCAAGCUUUCUUGAAUGGUAUAGUUUGAACGUUAAUGGGAUAUUUCUGUAUUCUUUUAUGAUAGAGUCGAAAAUGUUAUCUUCUUAUUUAGGUUCGUCCUCUUCAUAUAGCUUUACCAGAUAACUUCUUAACUAAAAAUUGUUUUAUGUCCAUGCCAUGUAGGUUGGAGUCCCACUGGAAGUUGUGCAUUUGACUGAUGAAUACUGGAGCAAUGUGGUAGGGAAUUCAUGUCCCAAAUAUGGUCAAUAUCUUAUCCUUCUGUGUAAAGCUAACAAACUUUCUGGGUCCCUCCGAUAGACUUUUCCAAAAAUGUGCCUAGGUGUCUUACAGUUUUUAAUUUGAGUAACAUGUGAGGCGUUGAGGAGUUGAUUAAUGAUUAUGCUGUCCACGGGGCAUUUUUUAUUUUAAUUUUAUCCUUUAUUUUCUGUUUCUUGGUCGUUUUUGGAUGCAUUUGAAGCUGCGGUGUUUCAUUGUAUUGCUCAGGAACAUCAUUGAAGCAUCAUUAUCCAUUGUCUAGUAAAUCUAAGCCGAAUGUUGACAAUUCAUUCAUCAGGUUUUUAUUCUAUUCGUUAUGAAAAAUUAUACAAUUUUUUUUGGUACAUCUUGAUUUCAAUUGUUGUACUAUACUGCAUGGACGCCUUAUGCUCAAUGUGCCCCCUUUCCGUCAAGGUCAAGAUUCUCCUGUAUCCACACGUCUUUUGUUAUCUGGUUGUUGAUCUUUACGUAUGUAUUUGAUGGAGUUUUCCCCACCUGAUGUCUCAGGUGUCUCAUAUUAUCGCUGAGUACCGCUGUGGCCGUACUCCUAAUCCUGACGUUCUCUGCAAUACAAGAAUCAAAUUCGGUAGGUCUCAGGCUUUUAAUGGUUAAGUUUCCAUGGCUUUAGUUGAUACGCAUUGAUUAUCUAUCUUAUUUAUGUUCCAGGGGCUUUCAUUGAUGCAAUUGAAAGUAUGGAGUUUGAUUAUGUUGCUUCUGGACAUUAUGCUCAUAUUGUUCACCCGUCAUCAAAUCAAGAGGAGGCUUCCGUUCUGAAAUUAUCCAAUGAUAUGGUAACAGAAAUAAUCUUAAAUGUCAUCAUCUGUUUUGUAUCAUUCAGUAUCCUUUUCCUUUUUUCUUUCACAAUGAUGGAGAUCGUACAAUGGUAAUUUUUUCUUUCCGUUGCAGCCGCGUGUUGACUUUGCUUUAUAAAUUCGUGGAUCUUUCAGGUCAAGGAUCAGACUUAUUUUCUGUCACAUUUGUCGCAGAGUCAGCUCAAACGUCUUCUUUUUCCUCUCGGCCAUCUCACAAAGGUAAUGUGCGAACUUUUCUCACUAUUAAUCAAAUCUUAUUGUUAAAUAUUUAUAUUAUGGAUAUUGUGAUAUAGUAGACAACUUAAUUGCUGGGGAAUUAACAUUUUUUUUUUGUCUUGUUCGUAUUUGCCAAAUGGAUGAGGAGGUAUCACCAAUUCGGUUUCUGUUGACUAGCAGUGCUGAUUUAUGUAACAGCUCUUCUAGUCAACUCAGCAUCCCCAUAAUUACUCCCUCUAAUACAUUUUUUUAAUACUAUCACCAAUCAGUCUAAGUGCCAGUUCUGUUUCAUAGCUGCUCCCAAUAAUUUACUGUCUUAUGCCUUCCCCUUCAUAACAAACCCAGACUGAUUCUGCUUACCCCUUUUGGAUCCUUAUCCCCCUUUGGGAAAUUAAGUGACCAUUUCAUCCAUCAUCAAUUUCUCCAAUCUCUUAUUAUGAAAUUCAUGAAAAUAAUGUGGAGCUUGGUAUAUUUUAUGAGUGUGCUAAGGAUUUUAAGUUGACUUAUUAUCGUUGACCUGGCUUGUAAUCAAACAUUGCAGGAGGAAGUGCGGGGGCUUGCUACAGUCAUGGAUCUCCCAAACAAAGAUAGGAAGGACUCUCAGGGAAUCUGUUUUCUUGGAAAGGUAGACAUCUUUUCGUCCAGUAAAUACUAAAAAUAAUGAUAUUUGUUGUGGUUUGUAGGCUCUCAAUGUGAACAUAUAAAAUAUGAACAUAAUCUCCUGUAAAACUCCUCUUUUUUAGUAAAUUUAUAGGAAAAGGUGAAAGAAAUUAGCUCACCUGCUGUUGUUGCUUAGAGCAGAAAAACGGUAGGGAUUUCAAGGAAAAAUAUUUUUUCAUGACGGAAGUCAUUAUAAUUCAAAUGAAAGAUAGUGAAAAACCCAUCUGGUUUGACUGGAUUUUGUGGGUAGAUUGGCCACAUCAGAUCCGACCUGAAUCAGGAUCUGACUGGUCUGAUUGGCGGACCCCAGGGGAGGGCUGUGGAUUACUAUAUGCAGUCUGACCUGCGGGUUUGACCGAUUCGUCUGACUUGGUCAAAAAAUUGGUCGAGUCUGGUGCAGCCAUAGCCCAAAAUAGUAGCCCUGAAUCCCUCUCAGACGACUUCCAUAGCUCAUACGCCCAUUUUUUUGUCGUAUUACAGGUCAAAUUCAGCGAAUUCGUUGCAAGGCACAUUGGAGAGAUGGAAGGUGUCCUCUUGGAGGCCGAGACCGGGGACUUCCUGGGUUAUCACCGCGGUUUCUGGUUCUACACGAUUGGUCAACGCCAGGGCUUGCGGCUUCCCGGAGGCCCCUGGUAUACACAUCUUUUCUAUAAAUGGGUAUUGCAAUGUUUAUAGUUAUAUUCUAUAAUAAAUGGGUAUUGCUGAGAUUUAAAUGCAUAUGAUUGCAGGUAUGUUGUGGAGAAGGAUGUUGAGAACAAUGUGGUCUUUGUGUCGAGGAACUACUUCUCACUGGAUAAAAGGAGGAGAGUAUUCCGUGUGGAGUCCUUGAAGUGGGUCAGCGGCUUGCCCCCAGAGAAGAACAGCCAACUGCAGUGCAAGGUAAUUAACAUAUUUUCGAGCCCUGGGUACAGAGGACAAAGAAGUGAGAGAUUGAGAUAGAUAGAUGGAUAGAUGGAUAGAGAGAGAGAGAGAGAGUGAGGCCCCUGGGUACAGAGGACAAGUGAGAGAUAGAUAGAUAGAUAGAUAGCGAGGAGAGAGAGAGAGAGAGAGAGGCCCCUCUCUCUCUCUCUCUCUCUCUCUCUCUCUCUCUCCUUUAUCCUCAGUACCCAAGGGCUAGAAAGAAUGCCUGGGGGCAGGCGGGGUCUCAGCAAGGCCCACCGAGUUAUGCUGAAAAAUUCCAAUCUCUUUGGGGGUUGAAAACCGUCAGAGAUCCCAAUCCAACCAAGAUUCUUGAACUCUUUGAUGGACUGAAGCAAUCUUUCUGGCUUUCCAGGUCCGCCAUGGCCCUGGCUUCUACGACUGCACCAUGGCCAUAGAGCCGAGUGGAGAGGGCCAAGAAGAUGCCACCGCCGUCGCCAUCGUCCACCUCUCCCAGGACGACCAGGGCCUGGCGGCGGGCCAAUUCGCCGCCUUCUACCAUGGCAGCACCUGCAUCGGCUCUGGCGUGAUCUUGGAAUCCUGGGAUGACCAGGGCUUCCCCAUUUGCGACAGGGCCCUGGAGGCUGCCAAGGUGGCUGACAAGUCCAAGCUGGGGCCGCCGGUGAAGAUAAUGAACCAGGAGACCAGCUCCAAACCACCACUGCCACCGCCUGAGAGACCCUCUGCUCAUGUGGCGGCCGCUGUGAGCCAGAAUAAGCCACGUGGAGCCCCUGGGAUCCCCGUCAACAGGAGUUUUGGAAGCUGGAGGCAUUGGAUUGGCAGGUGGCUGGGGAUGUUCUACAGAUUGAAGGGCUCUAAAACUUGA